ACAUCCACUUACUCCAAUAACCUACACAACACCAACACUCUGAGCCAAACUUCUCGCAUUUGACCUUUGUCUUUCCACAUUCACAAUGGCUCUUCAAUCCGUUCUAGUUCGCCCUCACGAAACCGCUGAUCUCAACGAGCUUGAGGUUUUCAUCGAAUCUCUCAUCAACCAGCCUGUCUCUUCUACCGCCUCCAGAGUCCCGGUCUUCUCUUUCAAGACAACGGAGGAGAACGUCAAGUUGAUCAAGGCCAAAUUCGGUAAUGACAUCAUUGUCGAUACUGAAGACAUUUAAGCAAACAUGCACUCGUCAUGCAGCAGCAUCACUAAUGACAUUCAUGAGCUUGGGGUAUAUAAUAACCAGAAUUCGACAGGACAGGGUCUGGUAGUAAGGGAAUAGAGUGAAACAGAAACUCUAGUAACAUAUAAAAUGGAAUAACAUAGAAUAUAUUAAACAUAUCUUGUAUCCUCGUG
Messenger RNA from Trichoderma virens Gv29-8, 471 nucleotides. RefSeq lists its product as uncharacterized. The transcript has 4 exons. NCBI's taxonomy places the organism in Eukaryota, Fungi, Ascomycota, Sordariomycetes, Hypocreales, Hypocreaceae. The record is from RefSeq and is a predicted model, not a curated record. The coding region runs from base 86 to 292 and encodes 68 amino acids.